UUCGUCCGUAGUUCGCUCGUAGAUCGUCAGUCAGUCAGAGCGCCGCCCGCCGAUCCUACGUCCCGUGUUGUGACCAAAGACCGCGCAUUUUCGAAUUUCGAACGUUAUUCGUGUUUGUUUUUUAGUGACUUUAAUUGUUUGUGGAGUUGUGUGUUUUUUGACAACCAGUGAAGAAGUCAUGAGGCGGUGAAACCAAACUAGGAAGCCAGAGAAAACAUAAGCAAAAUGGGUCGUCUCCGAAAGUGCUGUUGCUGCGCAUCGACGCGCACCGGCUCGCUGAUCACUGCCGUGCUGGGCAUCAUCCUUUCCAUCGCCACCAUCAUCGUUAUCUGGACAGUGAAGAGUCACAGGAUCGUCUUCAGCACAUUCAUUUUCGAUGAGGAGUUUGACAAGAAACUCUCAGAUUUAGACAUUCCAAGAAUCAUCCUGACGAUAAACCUAGUCUUCACAUUUCUGAUAUGUACGCUGCUAAUAAUAGCUGUACAAAAGCGUCGGUCGUGGUUGAUGCUGCCGUGGGUGGUGCUGGGCAUCGUCCUAGCGAUAGGACUGCUGAUCAGCAUCCUGCACACCUCGAUAACAUACUACCUCGAUAAGGAAGACCACGUGGUGCUAGCUACCAUUGUGCUUAUCGGCGGACUCAUCUAUUUAGGUCUGUACCUCUACCUCUGGGCAGUGGUGUUCAGUCAUUACUUGGAUGUUCGCGACGAAGAGGAGCGCGGUCGGUACCGCAAGGCGCCAUACCGGCGAUAGAGCAACGAUGUUACUCGAUUAUAUUGGACAGUAUCGAUAAAUCGGUUACGAGGUUUAUCGAUUUUGUUUAGUGUAUAAAAAAGUACAAUGCAACGAUAUUAGUUAAGUCGUUUUUUGUGAAUUAUGUGGCGAAUAUGAUAAACUAUUUUAAUGUAUAAAAUAUCAAAAAGGUCAUAUUAAAGGAGGAGCCUUUUGUGUCGUUUGAAGUCGACAUUGCUAAAAAUAUGAAGAUAAAAUCUACCUUAUUGGUAGGACAUUAGUGCCUUAUGAAUAUAGUUAUAUAUUACGUUUCAAAACGUUAUGAACAUAAUAUUAUUAAGAUGAAUCUAAGAAAUACAAGAUCUGAGUAAAAUUUAUUUUCUUAUAGGUGUAUUGCUCACCUACCAAAGUUUUACAAAGAGAAAAAAUACAAGUCAUUUGAUUAUUUUAAAGAAACGUAUAGGUUACCAGACUUUAAUUUAUUCUAAGGAUAUAAAUAAAUGUUAUUAACUUAUUUUUGUAUUCAUAAACAGAAUAUUAUAAAUAUGUUGUUUCUAAUUAAAUGUAUAUUUAAUAACAA
Manduca sexta (tobacco hornworm) is the source of this 1309-nucleotide messenger RNA. RefSeq lists its product as uncharacterized. The coding region runs from base 226 to 750 and encodes 174 amino acids. The transcript has 5 exons. Lineage: Eukaryota; Metazoa; Arthropoda; Insecta; Lepidoptera; Sphingidae. The record is from RefSeq and is a predicted model, not a curated record.